AAAGAAGAGCUCCAAGUGUCAUCCAGAGCAGCCCAGCAGCGCCAUGCGAGCGGCUUGAGCUCCGCGCGGAGGCAGAACAAUCCCCCCCCCCAGCUCUGCGCCAAACGCCCCCCGGUAACCCCCACCUCCCCACCCCGCUGCUGCUUCAUCAGAGGGGUCUCGUGGUGAAACGGAGCGCCUGUCUCGUGCUUUCCGGAGGCGGGAGGAGGAGGAGGAGGAUCAUGUCUGACGGCCGGGGCGAGAAGGGCUGAGGCAGACGGACCCCUGCAGACCCCCAAAACCAGCGCCUCGGUUACGGUUCUUCCUCUGAGAGGUUAAGCGCAGUCAGCACUAUGACUGAUGGGGACUACGAUUAUCUGAUCAAGCUCCUGGCCCUGGGCGACUCUGGAGUGGGCAAGACCACGUUUCUGUACCGCUACACGGACAACAAGUUCAAUCCCAAGUUCAUCACCACCGUGGGCAUCGAUUUCAGGGAAAAGAGAGUGGUGUACAGCACUAACAGCCCCAAUGGGACCACAGGGAAGGCUUUCAAAGUUCACCUGCAGCUGUGGGACACAGCUGGACAGGAAAGGUUCAGAAGCCUGACGACGGCCUUCUUCAGGGAUGCGAUGGGCUUCCUGCUGAUGUUCGACCUGACCAGCCAGCAGAGCUUUCUCAACGUUCGCAACUGGAUGAGUCAGCUGCAGGCUAACGCUUACUGCGAAAACCCAGACAUCGUUCUCGUUGGCAACAAAGCUGACCUGGCGGACCAGAGGGAAGUGCAGGAGAAGCAAGCCAAAGAGCUGGCAGACAAAUACGGCAUCCCUUACUUCGAGACGAGUGCAGCCACGGGUGCACAGGUGGACAAGGCGGUGGUCACUCUGCUGGACCUGGUGAUGAAGAGGAUGGAGCAGUGUGUGGAAAAGCCGACAGCCGACGCCCAGAACACCGACGCAGCCAGCAAGCUGACCGCUGCCCCCGCUGCCGAGAAGAAAUGCGCCUGUUAAAAACGCGAGGCCAUGCUUUGUUGCACCCCCAACCCCACUGCUGGACAAAUGUGGAAUUACAGCUCAGCGCCGAUCGUGGUCCGUUGUGGUCGUGAAAAGCACGGCUCUGAGAGGCUUUCCAGCCCUGUCUGUCCUAGCUCAAAUUUAAGACAUGUGGACAUUACGUUUUUUUCAAAACGUCUCCAGUGCAUUUCGGAGUGUUUCUGAAAAUGUCGAUUCCCAUCCUCUUAUGUAAACAGCCUUGAAGAAUUUAAGAAAUUAUGACCUAAUACCAACUAUGGCAAAGAUAUCCUAAAUGUAUGGAUUACACACAGUCUACCUUUAAGAAAUGAA
Astyanax mexicanus (Mexican tetra) is the source of this 1319-nucleotide messenger RNA. It is a transcript of the gene rab27b, whose product is annotated as RAB27B, member RAS oncogene family. The transcript has 6 exons. NCBI's taxonomy places the organism in Eukaryota, Metazoa, Chordata, Actinopteri, Characiformes, Acestrorhamphidae. Gene Ontology annotation, biological process: melanosome transport; positive regulation of exocytosis. The record is from RefSeq and is a predicted model, not a curated record. The coding region runs from base 333 to 986 and encodes 217 amino acids. Gene Ontology annotation, molecular function: GTPase activity; GTP binding. Gene Ontology annotation, cellular component: secretory granule; melanosome.